Juglans regia (Persian walnut) is the source of this 3958-nucleotide messenger RNA. RefSeq names its product putative disease resistance protein RGA3. Gene Ontology annotation, molecular function: ADP binding. The transcript is spliced from 3 exons. The record is from RefSeq and is a predicted model, not a curated record. Bases 1 to 3489 code for a protein of 1162 amino acids. NCBI's taxonomy places the organism in Eukaryota, Viridiplantae, Streptophyta, Magnoliopsida, Fagales, Juglandaceae. Gene Ontology annotation, biological process: defense response to other organism.
AUGGCAAAAUUUUUUCCCUCCAUUAUUGUUCCUGGAGUCAUUGAGCAUUUGGACGCGCAGACGGGAAAAAAGUUGGGAUUAUUAUGGUCCUGUGUUAAAGAUUUUGAAAAGCUGAAGCACAUUGUUUUAGAAUUACAACCUCUGCUUCUGGAUGCCGAGGAGCAACAAGCCGCGAACGAUGAAGUCAAAGUCUGGCUCGAGAAGUUAACAGAUAUCUUAUAUGAAGUGGACGACUUGCUGGAUGAUUUAUCCACCAGAGUUCUUCGGAUGACCCGAAAUAAGAAGGCAAAACAGGUGUGCAUCUUCUUUUCCAAAUCGAAUAAACUUGCAUUUAACCGUAGAAUGGGUCCUAAGAUUAAGACUAUUCUAAAUAAUUUAGAUCACAUUGCAAACGACAUGAGGAAGUUCCAUUUAGAGGAACGCCAUGGAAAGAUACCAGUGGAAGAGAAUAGGGAGAGGGAUCGUCCCGAAGAAGUACUUAUUGGUAGAGAUGAGCAUAAAAAGGCAGUUGUUGACUUUUUAAUGGUCUCCAAUGUUAAGGAGAAGGUUUCAAUACUUCCGAUUGUUGGAACCGGAGGUAUGGGAAAGACAGCACUAGCUCAGUUCGCAUUUAAUGACGAGAGAAUCCAAGAAUAUUUUCAGCAAAAAAUGUGGGUGAAUGGCAUGUCAUGUGUCUCUCGUGAUGACGAUGAUAUGCUAGAAACAAUCCUUGAAAAAAUCGUAGGAUCUGCCAGAAAUGGGAAGGUAGAUCCUUCAAUGGAUGAUUGGUGGAGCCAUUUUGGAACAGAAGUGUAUUGGAAGAGGUACCUACUUGUCUUGGAUAAUGUGCGCAUCAAUGAUAGUACAAAAUGGUUAGGAAAUUUGAAAAAGGGUCUAAUAGCUCAUAGUGCAAGAGGCAGUAAAAUUUUAGUAACCACACGUAGUGAAGUGGUUGCCAAGAUUAUGCGCACAGUUAAACCAUAUUACUUGAGAGGUUUAGAUGAAGAUGACUCAUGGUAUUUAUUUAAACGGAUGGCGUUUAAAAAUGGGCAAGAGCCAAACAAUAAGACAAUUGUGAAUAUGGGAAAGGAGAUUGUGAGCAAAUGUGAAGGUGUCCCUCUCAUCAUAAAAACAAUUGGAAGGUUACUGUAUUUCAAAAAUUCAGAAAGAGAGUGGUUGUCUUUUAUGAAUAAUGAAUUUUCAAGAAUACGUCUAAAUGAAGAAAAAGACAUGGUAGCAACUCUUAAGUUGGUAAUAUACGAUCAACUUCCGCAGCAUUUGAAACAAUGUUUUGCGUAUAGUUGUUUAUUUCCAAAGAAUUACGAGAUUGAUAAAUCAACAUUGAUUAAUCUUUGGAUAGCACAAGGAUUUAUAAAGUCGUCAGAUGAAGAUGAUGAAUGCCUUGAGGAUGCUGCUCAUGAGUACUUUAUGGAUUUAAUUUCGAGAUUUUUCUUUGAAGAAGACAAAACAGAUUGGUCGGGUGAAGUCACUAGUUGCAAAAUGAAUCCCCUCAUGCAUGAUCUUGCUAUGUUGAUUGCAGGACCGUCAGUAACCACAUUAAACUCUUUUACAUAUAAAGAGGACGUUAACAAGAGCACUCGUCAUCUAUGGGUUGGUUACGAUAUACAACAUUACUUAUAUCUCGCACAUUUAAUUUCUGAAGCAAAAUGUAGAAUUCGAACAUUUCUUUCACCAAAUGAGAGUGAGCCUAAGGGCAUGACAGAAUGUGAUGCAAUUUUUUCAAGCUUCAAAACGUUGCGCGCAUUGCAAUUGUGUAGUAGAACCCUAGAUGGUUUGCCGUCAAGCUCGAUUUGUAAGUUGAAGAGUUUAAGAUAUCUUGAUUUUUCUGGAAUGUACAAGAUGAAGAAGUUACCAGAUUCUAUAACCAGCUUGCAGAAUUUGCAGACGUUAAAACUGUGCAAUUGUAGUUGGUUUGAAGAAUGGCCGAGAGAGUUUUCAAGAUUAGUCAACCUCAGGCAUCUUGACAUCAAUGGAUGUUGGAAACUGACUUACAUGCCACGUGGAUUAGGGCAAUUGACUAAACUUCGGUCAUUAUCAGACUUCCUGGUAUCCCCCCAACUGGAUUCUCUCAACAUGCUGCAUAGUGGUGGACUAAAUGAAUUAAAUGGACUAAAUAACCUAAGAGGUGAUUUACAGAUUAGAAAUUUGGGAUGUGAGAAAGAUGAUGUUCGAGAUUACAGGGCUACAAAAUUGUACGAGAAAGAAAAGAUUCGUUCUCUAAAAUUAUAUUGGGACGAUUCAUUUGGGUUGAGGGAUGAAGCCGAUGCUGAAAUAAAAUUGGAAGCCUUAGAACCUCACAGCAAUCUUAAAAGGCUUGAAUUAAGCGGUUACAGAGGUGCGGAGUUUCCGAGGUGGCUUGCGUACCUCGAAAAUCUUGUUGAAUUUCAAUUAUCCAAAUGUGAAAAACUGAAAUGUUUGCCACGUGGAUUGAGUGAACUGCCCUCUCUUAAGCGUCUGUUUCUUAAAUACUUGGAGGGUAUUGAGUACAUGUUAGAUAGUGAUGAGUGUACUGGGACAUUCUUCCCAUCCUUAGAGCAACUUCAACUCUAUUAUUGCCCUAAUCUCAAGGGGUGGUGGUGGAAAGGGCCUCCGCGUUUACUGAUCCCUUCAUUUCCUUGCCUUUCAGAGCUAUCCGUCUCGGGUUGCACUGAGCUGGAUUCCAUGCCGAGGUUUCCAUGUCUUGAAAAAGAGUUGGUCCUGUCUAAUUCCAGCUGUAAGCCAAUGCAACAGACAUUGAUUAGAGUAGACUCCUCUACAUUUGCCUCUUCUUCAUUCGUUCCUCUCUCAAAAUUGAAGCGUCUGCAACUACAUAGGAUAGAAGAUCUACGGAUUCUCCCAGAGAAGGGACUGCAAAACCUGACUUCUCUCGAGUCUUUGCAUAUAGUCCACUGCCAUAGAUUAGAGUCUUUGUCUCAAGGUAUACAACAUCUCACUGGACUUCAACAACUGGAGAUUAAUCAUUGUGAUAAGCUUGAUCUAGGCGGCAAUGAUGAGGAUGAGAUGGGAUGGCAAGGCCUUAAGAGCCUCCUCUCUCUGGAUUUCGUUGGGCUUCCAAAAUUGGUGCAUCUGCCAUCAGGUCUUCAACAUGUUACCACUCUACAUAAGUUCCGGAUUUCAAGUUGUUGCAGUUUGAGGGCCUUACCAGAUUGGAUUUGCCAAUGGACAUCACUUCAACAGUUCGAAAUUUCUAAUUGUCUAGGUUUGACUUCGCUCCCCAACAAAAUGAGUUCGUUGACGUCUUUGAAAGUGUUGACAAUUAGAAAGCACUGUCCCAAUUUGUUGCCAAGAUGCGAGCGCAAGACGGGAGAUGAUUGGUACAAGAUUUCUCACAUCCCUAAAUUGUACUUGGAUCGGCCCUCCGAGGAAGAAGUGAAGAACGUUAGAAAGAGGUUCAAUGCUUAUCAUCAUUAUCCUUCAAAAGUCAACAAUUCAAAGGAAAAGCUUGCAGGAAAGAUUAAUUUGGUUCACAUGGUAGAGCAUACAACAUGAUGAUGCAACCAAGUGCUUGAGACUUCUGUAUUACUACUGCUAUCCAUGAACAUCGUUUGCCAUCAGUGAUUUUGCGGUUGGAUGUUGUACAUAAAAGAAAGGAUUUCCGACUUAAAAAUGGAGGAAAAUCUUCUUGGUUUGCUUCGAAGAUUUAUAUAAAUGCUUGUGACAAAAAGAAUGAUGGAGAUACAAAAUGGUAUCGAGUGCUGACUUCUGCUGGUAGGAGUAACAACAUUUGCCUACCCAUGUUUAAGAAACAUCAAAUUCAUCAGAACAUGAAUUUGCAAUUCGAAUAUUUUUCUUUUAGUUUGUGGUGUGUUGAAUUCAUAGAUACCUUCAAGAAUUAUCUUCACUUUGAAUUGUUUGAUGUAAUCAUGAACGGGAAUCUAUCCAUAUAUACUUGUUGAUGCAAAUGCUGUAUUCGAAUUCCACAGGGCACAAGUUUUCUUGAAUGAUAUAUAUUUCUUCA